GUCCCAGAAUCCUUAGCGGCGGGGGAAGCAAAAAUGAAGUCGGCCAUGUCGUGUUAAGGAGUCAAGGAACGGGACGAAUGUGGUUCAGGGAUAGCAUCUCAUCAGUUUUAUGUUAUGCCGUUUUAAAACAUAGCUUCAGAAUAUUUAACAUUUGAUUUUGCGUCGGAAGAUAAACAUAUUAUUCAAUAGCAAGCGCUUUAGUUAACUCAGCGGAUAAAAAUGAGCGGAGGAGGGACGCCGUACAUUGGCAGCAAAAUUAGCCUAAUCUCUAAGGCCGAGAUUCGCUAUGAAGGAAUUUUAUACACCAUCGACACUGAAAACUCGACAGUAGCACUUGCUAAAGUUCGCUCUUUUGGCACUGAAGACCGUCCCACAGAAAGGCCUAUACCACCUCGGGAUGAAGUGUUUGAGUACAUCAUCUUUAGAGGAAGCGAUAUAAAAGACCUAACAGUUUGCGAGCCACCCAAAGCCCCUAGCUCUCUUCCUCAGGACCCUGCCAUAGUGCAGUCAUCAAUUGGAUCCUCCAGUUCAGCAUCUGCACCAUCAUUCCGGUCAGCUAGUUCCUAUGCAGCAUUCAGCAGGGCUCCGGCUCCUUCCUACAACCAGUUUCCACCUAUCGGGUCGCAGCAGUUUGUAUCUACUGGAGGACGUACUAGUCCUCAGCGGGACUCUUUGGCUAAAAGUUCCCCGAUGGAGCCAGUAGUGCAGGCUCCCCCGUCAGCUGCACCUGGUCAGCCUGCAGCCGUUGGUCAGAGGAGUCAGCCAGGAGUGACGGCCAAACCCAGCAGCUCCACCGCUGGCAGCCAGAAACCCCCUGAUCUGCUCGAGCAGAAGAGAGCUCCUGAUGUUCAGAAGACUUCCCAGCCCGAUCAUGAGCAGGGUGCUGUUGAGAACCGGGAUCCUAACAGGCGUCAAAUUGCUGGUGUUCAGUCCAACCGCCGCGGCCGAGGAAGAGGAAACCGCAGCAGGGGCAGAGUGAACAUGCGUAAAGAUGGCACCAUGAAAUUUGAUGAGGACUUUGACUUUGAAACUGCCAACGCCCAGUUUCACAAGGAUGAGAUUGACAAGGAGUUUCAGAACAAGCUGAAACUGAAAGAUGACAAACCUGAAAAGGCUCUGAACGGAGAAGAAACUGCUGACUCAGAACAUCCAGCCAACGAGGGCGCCACUGAGGAAGAGGAGGCUACGAUAAACACCUGCUACUAUGACAAGACUAAGUCCUUCUUUGAUAACCUGUCCUGUGAUGAUUCAAGUAAAUCGGGUGAUGGCGGAUUUCCAAGGGAGCGCAGGCCAACCUGGGCAGAGGAGAGACGAAUGAACGCAGAGACUUUCGGCAUCCCUCUCCGACACCAUCGUGGAAGAGGCGGUUUCCGUGGGCGAGGGUACAUGGGGCCCCGCGGAGGUCGGGGCCGACCAUCGAGCAGAGGGUUUUUUGGCCCACCGCGGGGGGCCCCGCCCGGCUUCAGGGGCGGAUUCAGAGGUGGAAGAGGAGGCCGUGAUUUCUCUGAUUUUGAAUACAGGAAGGAUAACAAGGUGGCUGCGUAGUACUUCCAUGAUGGAUCCACCAAGAAUUGUAGCCACUUGUCAUGAAAUUAUGCCCGUUGUAGGAAUUUUCCUGUGGUCUCUACAUUUGACAGAAAGAAUGAAGACAUUAUUUGGACACCAGCACCUCGGUGGACUGCCUGACAUCAGGGGGUGUCGGCCCCACUCCCUCUCUCCACCUUGAGACUUUUUGGUUUCUUUCUCCAGAAGUUUUGUUGGAAAAAUUAGAAGAUCACAUGUAAAUACAAAGCUUUGGAGUAAUUGCGUACUUUUGCAUCAGUUGAAUUCCUUUCUUACUAAAGUUGUCUUUGAUAUUGUCGAUAUUAGGAGCUGUACGCUCUUAAACUGUGAGCAGAUCGCAGCCCGUGUGAUCAAUAGCUUUACUCUUCUUUUCUUUCUUUCAAUUUUUGAUAUUUGUCGGCACCAAAUCUGUCACCACUGCCUGUUGCACCGUUCGUUUUUCUGCUCUGUUAGGUUGCCAUGUGUUCAGUGUUUUUACUUCAUUAGUAGUAUAUUUUUUUUUACUUUGAUUUUCUAUGGAGUAGUGAGGCUUACAGAAUCAUAAAUCAGAACAGUUUGUAAAGAAUGAAUGUAAAACUAGUUCAAACCAGCUGAUUUUGCCCCUUUCGACUUAUGUUGGCCCUCAGCCCUCCUGCGUCAGAUGAGUUGUUUUCCUGCUGGAUGUCUGCAGGUACCGAGAGCUUUCAAAUGCAGGCGUUAAAGUUCUUUUGUUCAGUAUGUUUCACAAAGCUUCCGCUGUACAGGGAUUUAAUUUUGGCUGUGUUUACAUAGUUAAAAAUACAAGAAGAUAAUUUUUUUUUCUAAUUCGUGUUGAAAAGAUGUUAAUUAUCUUACGUCUUGGAAAAAGACACUUAAGCAAGUUCUUUUUCCCUAAAUUUGCUGUUUUGCCAAAAAAAAAAGUCUUCAAUGGAAAAUUUGUCAUUUAUAUGUACGUUCUUGUAAUUUCAGUACUUUAAAUCCUUGUUUUGUUUUGUUGUUUUUUUUAAUAUAAAGACGUCCCUUUUUGUUGUCGUGCUCAUUGGUGUUUCCCCCAUUAUGUCAACAGGCAGCAAGUCACACAGCUAAAUGAAGCACUUGUAGUGUUAAUGGAGUUGUUUACUCGACAUGGGAAACGUGUGACAAGGAUUCAGAUGCUUAACUGGAUUGCUGAUAAAUUGUAGCUCCACUUGUUGCGUCGUCAAUGUGAUCGUUCUCAGGAGUGAAUUUAUUUUUUUACCGACUCGUGAACAAAGGGACAAAAGGCUGGAUGUGGCUUUUAAGAAGGUUCUCGUUUGUUUUUAAAUCCAAUCCUCAAACUUCGUAGGCAGUGCCUUGAGCAUGGUGGUAUGAUUUCUUUCCCUCGUAUUUCUCCCAUUAACUUAAAUGUUACAUUGUGACUGAAGUACCGCUGGCACUACAAGGUGAGAAUAGAUCCUUUUUUUUUUUUCUUCAAAUAUGGUUAAGUUGGCAGCGCAGUAAAUGUCUUAUAAGGUUAUUGCACAAACAACUUCUAAAUGCACGAUGGCCUGUGGAGGUAAUUCUGUAUAUUGGCUUUAACAACAACCAAUAAGAUUUGAUUUGAGCCUAAAUUGUUAUAACUGACAUUUUUCAUGUUUGCUACUCUUUCCAGUCACUGGAAUUGUUUUCUUGGGAUAUCAUCAAAAUUGAGUUUUUACAAAAAUAAAGAGUUGUACAAUUUA
This is a messenger RNA of Xiphophorus hellerii (green swordtail), 3242 nucleotides long. RefSeq names its product LSM14A mRNA processing body assembly factor b (gene lsm14ab). Bases 220 to 1545 code for a protein of 441 amino acids. NCBI's taxonomy places the organism in Eukaryota, Metazoa, Chordata, Actinopteri, Cyprinodontiformes, Poeciliidae. The transcript is spliced from 10 exons. The record is from RefSeq and is a predicted model, not a curated record. Gene Ontology annotation, molecular function: mRNA binding. Gene Ontology annotation, cellular component: P-body. Gene Ontology annotation, biological process: cytoplasmic stress granule assembly; P-body assembly.